CUUGUGCAACAGUCACUUGGCGGUCAGUCAUUAGGAGCGCACUAGCACCGGGCUCCGGGGGCCUGGCGUGUCAGGUGGGCUCUCUCUCCAUCCUGCUCAGUGGAUUUACCUCAGUCUGACCAGACUUGGCCAUGUGCACGUGGUGGCCGGCCGUGCUAAUCGCAGCCACCAUAGGCUGCUUGGUCGAUGGGGAUCAGGAGGUCCGAGUCCCUCAGGGAGCAAACAUCACUCUGCUCUGCAGCUACAGCCCCCUGCAGCGGCAGCGUGUCAAAGGUUGGUACCGACAGAGUUCUGAUGGACUGGUGCCACUGGGCCGGACAAAUGGCUGGGUGGCCCUGAGCCACAGGGGCCGGCUGAAGGUGAGCGAUGUGCGGCAGAAUGGCAAGGUCCAGGUGAGCAUGGUGGAGGUGGGGGCCAUGGACACGGGGGAGUACUGCUGCGCAUCUACUAUGCUGUUUGCUGUGGACAUCAUCCAGCGGAUCACACUGCAUGUGUCUCAGGGUGAGAAGCUGGAUCAUAUGGGUGGACCGGGUGAAACACAAACACUAAACAGCCUGAUCCAGGUACUGGAGCACAGUCGGACUGGUCAGGAGGAUCCAGCAACUCUCUCUGGCAUGUGGAGCUGGGCAAGAUGGCUGCUCUUCUGGCUGAUGUCCUCAGGGGCUGUUCUGAGCUGCAUCAUGAUAUCAGUGAAGAAACGUGGGCUGUGCGAUUAUCGUCGGUCUGCAGCGGGACAGAGUGAUGCUGAAGAAUAGGCACUUUGAAAUGCUCUUCAACUGUGUGUGUGUGUGUGUGUGCGCGCGCGAGCGGGUGUACCUUACGUUAUGGGGACACAAUGUCCCCACAAUGUGAUGAAUACCCUUUUUUUUCCCUUAUGGGGACAAGUUUCCUGGUCCUCAUAAAAUAAAACACAAUUUAAUAAAAAUCUGUGACUGCAAUGAAAAAACUAAAAAUGCAAAAACUCUUUUUUGCUUGGUUAUGGUUAGGGCUGGGUGGGGGUUAAGGCUGUCAUAGCUAGCAUUAGCAUUUUUCCCAUAGAAAUGAAAGAGCGGUCCCCAUAAAGAUAUGUUUACCCAACAUAUGUGUGUGUGUGUGUACGCAUGCGUGCGCGUGUCCUGGAAAAGGGAACAAAAUGCACUGAUAGAGGCGUUAUUUCUGCAACGCUGCGGUUGAUGAAUCAAGAUCGCAUGACGUUUCUGCUGACACUGAAGAUGACCGGCAUAUUUUUCCAGUAAACCACCGUGAAAGAUGCCUGGUUUUACCUUAGGGUGUCCCUUGCAUUUUUACUGCGCACAUAGAUAAUCUACAAAAGUACUAGAGGGUUUCAUGUGUACCACUGUCAGGGUGUUACAGGCAUCUGAACAAAUCUAGGCCCGGAUUUUUGACCUGUU
Molecule: messenger RNA, 1391 nt
Organism: Brienomyrus brachyistius
Lineage: Eukaryota; Metazoa; Chordata; Actinopteri; Osteoglossiformes; Mormyridae
Exons: 5
Coding region: 132-755 (207 amino acids)
Source: RefSeq, a predicted model, not a curated record